AUGAGCUGUGAAGACCAACACCUCAACUCCCACCACCACGGCGACGACGAUGGCCACCAUGGCGAUCACGGCCAUGAUCACUCCCAUGUGGCUCCCGUACCCACCAAUGCCGCCCAGUCACUCCUCUCCAAAAUUGACACUCCUCAUGUCACCGCUCUCAACCUCGCAAACCCACCCGAAGACUUGCAAAAGCUCUUCAAGAAGCCACAAAACAAGUACGAGUUGAAGCCGGUGGUGGCUUCGGACUGCGACUCGCAAUUGAUCAUCAACAUCCCGUUUUUAAACGGAUCUGUCAAACUCUUUUCCCUUAUUAUUCGAACUAACGGCGACAAAUACUGCCCCAAGACCAUUAAAUUGUGGAAGAACGACAAGAACAUCGACUUUGACAACGCAUCCACCAAGAAACCAACGUUUCAGAUCGAGCAUCCGCACGUGGGAGUGAUGUAUAACGAGGAUGAUGGAACGAUGCCCGAAUCGCUCGACAGCGACAUCGAGUUUGUGGAGCACUUUCUUCCCCGGCACAUUUUCACGGGAGUCCAGCUGCUAACGGUAUUUGUGGAAGAUAUCCACAAUAAUGACGAUGAAGAUGAAACCCGCUUGCACUACGUUGAGCUCCGAGGAGAGUUUACCGAGCUCUCUAGAGACCCUGUGAUUACACUCUACGAACUGGCAGCCAACCCAGCCGACCACAAAAACCUUACUGUUUCUGGAUCCCAGGCCAAUAUUCUAUGA
Molecule: messenger RNA, 732 nt
Organism: Yamadazyma tenuis ATCC 10573
Lineage: Eukaryota; Fungi; Ascomycota; Pichiomycetes; Serinales; Debaryomycetaceae
Cellular component (GO): nucleus
Source: RefSeq, a predicted model, not a curated record